This is a messenger RNA of Xiphophorus couchianus (Monterrey platyfish), 1834 nucleotides long. It is a transcript of the gene lzic, whose product is annotated as leucine zipper and CTNNBIP1 domain containing. The record is from RefSeq and is a predicted model, not a curated record. Gene Ontology annotation, molecular function: beta-catenin binding. NCBI's taxonomy places the organism in Eukaryota, Metazoa, Chordata, Actinopteri, Cyprinodontiformes, Poeciliidae. The transcript is spliced from 7 exons. Bases 225 to 794 code for a protein of 189 amino acids.
UCAUGGUCACAAAUCCUCAAGACUUAUGCGACUCGAGACAAACAGUGAACAGUCUUUUUUACUAAAGUAGUCAUUUUUUUAUAUGGGUUUUUAUGCAGUGGUUCUGUUCGCUAUUUUAUGGUUCUUCCCAUUAGCCUGAAGCAAACGUCCUUCGCUCCUACCACUUGUUUAUAACUGGUUAUUACAAAGACAACUCACGAGUUUGGAAACAUAAUUUUAACAGAAUGGCAUCACGGGGUAAGUCGGAAACCAGCAAACUGAAGCAGAACAUGGAGGAACAGCUUGACAGACUGAUGCAGCAGCUUCAGGACCUGGAGGAAUGCAGAGAGGACCUGGACGAGGAGGAAUAUGAGGAGACAAAGAAAGAGACACUGGAACAGCUGGAGGAAUUCAAUGACUCACUGAAGAAGAUAAUGACAGGAGACAUGACACUGGUGGAUGAACUUAGUGGGAUGCAGCUGGCAAUCCAAGCUGCCAUCAGCCAAGCAUUCAAAACCCCAGAGGUGAUCCGACUUUUUGCAAAGAAGCAGCCAGGACAGCUGAGGACUCGACUCGCCGAGAUGGACCGAGACGUGAUGGUGGGGAAAAUGUCUCGGGACGUGCACACGCAGCAGAAAAUGGAAAUCCUCACGGCCCUGAGGAAGCUGGGAGAGAAGCUCACUCCAGAGGAUGACACAUUCCUGGCUGAAAACGCGACGGCGACUCUGAGUCAGUUUGAAAAAGUCACUGCAAACCUGGGGUCGGAAGACAAAAUUAUGGCCUUAGCCAGUUCUGGGGUGAAAACCCAAGCAUAGAUUGUUUACAAAAUUACAGUUAUAACUCUUUGUUGUUCUUAUUAAAAAAAAGAAAAAAGAAGUGUGCCAAUUAAUCAAGUUUUGCAAAAAAAAUGUGUGCACUUUUUAGUGUUUCUAUAGAUGCAAAAAAUUUUAAUAGUAUUGUUUUAUACUUCUUAACUUUUGUAAAUUUCAGUUAUUUGUCCAAGUCUGUAAAAUUGUAAUAUAGUCGGUACGAAUACAUGCAAAUGAAUGUAGAAGACGACGGUGCUGUGAUUUGUAGUGUUGGUUUGCUGUGUGCUUAUUUACAACCUGAAAGUUCAUAGACUCUUAAGGUUUUAAUUAAACUGAAGUUGUUUGGAUAAAAAAAUGAUGAUCCUGAGCCUUUAUAAAGGUGCCUCAAGGCUUGAACUUCAUCAUUCAAGCUAGAAUGAAAAUCAUUACUUGUGGUCUUUUAAUGAUUAUUUGAUUUCUUAUUAUUUUUAACCGUGGUUAAACACAAGAAUUGGGAUCAUCAGUUUGACUUUAUUGUGACAAGAAGAACGUUUAGAGGAAUCAAGGUGAGGCAAGUGCUAAGCACGGUGUUGGUAGCAUCGUGCUGCGGUCUAGAUAUUUGCCCAAAGUGGAACAAUGAAUAAGGAGGAUGACUACUAUUAAAUUUACUUGAAAUCAGCAGGGAGACGGUUGAAACUUGGGAACAGCUUGUUCAAACGAGAGAAUGUUCCUAAAAAACAAAUCCAAACUGGAUGUGUUUGAAUCGCUUUUCAAAGCUUUUUGAAAUGUGAUGCCAGGAACCGGGCAAGUUAAAUAAACUACCAAUUCUACCAAGAAAAUGAAUAAAAUAUAGUUCCACCAAAAGUCUUUUAACAGAUGUGAAAAACACAUGGAUGAGAUAUUAGUUGCUAAUGGGAACUUAUCUAAAAACAGUUGGGGUUGUAUACUUAUAUUUCAGCCAUUACCUGUAUGCACAGUUUUGACCCUGUUUGUAUUACUGAAAAGCAACAAUAACAAACUUACACAGCUGUUUCUUGUUUUAAAAAAAAAAAAAAAAAAUCACAGAG